UCAGAGAUAACGGUGCAAACCCAAAGCUAGUUUCGUGUUCUAUGGAAACAUCAUAUUCAUGUUUUGGAACAUGGAGGUUAAACAUUUCAGCAUUAUUUGCUGUUGUUUGUCCUCUGGGCUAAUAGGGCAUGCGUUCAUAUUUGAUGACAUCGCAAAUCACAUCAAUCACCUUCCUGAUUGUUCAAACAACGAAAUUCGAGACCAUUGUCAUGGUAGAGCGCAACAUUGCAAAAGAGAACACGAAGUUUUGGGAGUGCAUUUAUACUAUUGUGAUUGCCAACCUGGCUUUCAUGGAGCUACUUGUGAACAAGAUUCUUGCUAUGACCAGCACUGUACCAAUGGACAAGGUCUUUGCCAUUUGUUGGACACAGAUCCAUACUUUGAGUGUAAAUGCAAACCUGGAUACUCUGGGACAUAUUGUGAAGCUUCAUCCAUAACCACAACGUCAGCACCUACAGUUACGACAACCCUUCCAACAACAACAACAACAACAACAACAACGAAAACCAACCCUGUAUACCAGUAUUGCAACAAAUACUCAGUUGUGAGUGAUUUGUCACAUGGUCAGCCCGUAGCCAAUGAUAAAGCUCCAAAUUGUUCAUCCGGCUUACCCACCUCGAACGAGGCGUUUGUUUUAAACAAUUGCAACGUAAGCGUUCCUAAAGGGUGGCAUCAAGGAACUCAGGUUAUGAGUGAUUGCAAUUCCAUUCCCUCGUAUACGGCAAUUGGUACUUUCCUACAUGGAUAUUAUCCUGUUGGCCACGGCAUAUCAGGCGUUUUCUUGGAAUGCCUUCCAAACGGGUUUAAGAUUGCCUUUCAAGAGCACUGCGACAAAUCGCCAGAAAUCCGACAUAUUGAGCAAGGAGGUGCAGGAUUAUUCGACCCCAACAAAUACUACACAAUUGCCUAACGACCAUCCAGAUUCGUUGUUAUUGCCUUAAACCUGAUUUAAAAUAAAAAGAAAAACAUCAAA
Mya arenaria is the source of this 973-nucleotide messenger RNA. Its product is annotated as neurogenic locus notch homolog protein 1-like. Lineage: Eukaryota; Metazoa; Mollusca; Bivalvia; Myida; Myidae. The transcript is spliced from 8 exons. Bases 59 to 910 code for a protein of 283 amino acids. The record is from RefSeq and is a predicted model, not a curated record.